Molecule: messenger RNA, 2708 nt
Organism: Coregonus clupeaformis (lake whitefish)
Lineage: Eukaryota; Metazoa; Chordata; Actinopteri; Salmoniformes; Salmonidae
Product: fibroblast growth factor 13
Exons: 5
Coding region: 502-1263 (253 amino acids)
Biological process (GO): positive regulation of cell population proliferation; animal organ morphogenesis; positive regulation of gene expression
Cellular component (GO): cytoplasm
Molecular function (GO): growth factor activity; fibroblast growth factor receptor binding
Source: RefSeq, a predicted model, not a curated record
AUGAUUUUUAUACCACAUGGCUCUAACAGGUUCUCUUUCCCGUAAACCAUACUGUACGUGGCAUUGGCUCCAACCCGGAGGAGAGGAUUGCUUGUGGUUGCUGCAUCAAUGGCACACACAACUAUGACAAGAGUUGUUUCAUUGAUUGAAAAACAUUUUGAGGACUGCAUUUUUCUCACGGAGAGCGGACAAAUCACAGCCAUUGUGUGCAUGCAGGAGAAGCUGCAGUGAUCAACAACAAAUCGAAUGUAUAAAUUGGAGGGACUAGCUGUUGAUUCACAGCUGAAGGCGCACCAGAAUCUUCUUUUCCAGCUUUGACAAUUAAAAUGUGUAGGCUACUAUAAUGAUUUUAUUACACACUUGAAGGCUAUCAUGGAUUAUAUGGUUUACUUAAAAACAAUACUGCUAAGACUUCAUUGGAUAAUAUUCAUUGUAUGGUGAGUGGAGGAUAUAGAAUUUUCUCCUGGGACGUUUUGUCAUCACCAAGCCGCUAAACUGGCUAUGGCCGCGGCGAUCGCCAGCUCCCUCAUUCGGCAGAAGAGGCAGGCGAGGGAGCGGGAGAAGGCGAAUGCCUGCCGCUGCGCAAGCAGUCCGGAUAAUUGCAAAGCAGGGGACAGGGGACCCUGUGAGAAACCGAGCAAGCUGAACGUGUUCUCACGUGUCAAACUCUUUGGCUCUAAGAAACGGAAGAGAAUAAGGCGACCAGAGCCCCAGCUCAAGGGGAUAGUGACGAGGCUGUACAGCCGCACAGGAUUCUACCUUCAAAUGCAAGCUGAUGGAACCAUCGACGGAACCGAGGAUGAGGACAACAGCUAUGCUGUGUUCAACCUCAUUCCUGUUGGGCUGCGAGUUGUGGCCAUCCAGGGGGUUCAGACCAAACUCUACCUGGCCAUGAACAACGACGGCUUCCUGUAUACCUCUGAACACUUCACCCCAGAGUGUAAGUUCAAGGAGUCAGUGUUUGAGAACUACUACGUGACCUACUCCUCCAUGAUCUACAGACAGCAGCAGUCGGGCAGGGCCUGGUACCUUGGCCUCAAUAAAGAGGGGGUCAUCAUGAAGGGCAACCACGUGAAGAAGAAUAAACCAGCGGCCCACUUCAUCCCUAAACCACUAAAAGUUGCCAUGUACAGAGAACCGUCUCUCCAUGAUCUGACAGAGUUCUCCCGCUCUGGCAGCGGUACUCCCACCAAGAGCCGCAGUGCAUCGGCCCUGCUGAACGGAGGAGGGAAGCCGCUGAGCCAGAACGAGCAGUCCACAUAGCUGUGGGGAUCAGCCUCGGGCAGAGGGCGGCUCUCACAGUCUUACAGUAAGCAGACUCAACUGAUCCUCAUCAAACUGAACAGGUGGAGAGGAAGGACAUUUACUUAGCUUAGUGUGUACUGAAACCACUGUGACAGACUAUGACAUCAUCAAUUAAAUAAAUCCAUGAGCUUCUGCGGGUCAACUUUGCUAUGAACUUCGAUACAAAAAGCCUAAACCAUUUUGCUGGUCUGGAGUUUAUAUUCUUUCUUGGAUUAUUCUUGAGCAUAUGUAGUGUAUUACACAUGUAUAUCUCUCCAAGGGUCUUGAGAGGGAGUGUUACUGGCCAGUAAUUAUGUGGUCUGUGAUCUGUUGCUUCCAUGCCUCCUAAAAAAGCAAUUUCUUUGUGUUUGAGUCCAAGAAAAGUGUACAUAUCUGCAAGCCUUCUGCCUCGGUCUGACUAUCUGCCAUAUACAUUGCUUGCAAGUGAUACCAAUUGCGUUCAUUUGUUCCUGUGUACCAAAGACUCAAACGUGUUUCUCUGGUUUUGCUCAAGACAAAGAAGUCUGAAAAACUGUGUACUAAUCGUACUACAUACUAUUUAGAACAUACUGUUUUUAAAAAUGUAUAUAGUAAGCAACACAUAUCAACAUACUAGGCUCACCCAUACUGAGAAUGCAUCAUCUAAUGCACAGUUGCGUUGUUUUCCACCAUUCAUUAAUUUUUGUACAAUUCUUCCCCUUAUCUGAUUAUCAGCUGUUGCCAAACACAGCUGAAAGAUUCUCUUUCUCAAUAGCAUGCAGCGAAUUCGUACUAGAUGAAAAGUUGAAAUGAUUAUGACAUCGUGGCAUUUAAAGCAUAUAACAUUUUCGAAAUGUCACAUACUAAUAAAACUUUCUUUAGAACGCAAGUAGACUAUGAGUAGGCUACGGGUAAUCGGACACGACCAAUGUGUGGUUUAUAGCGACUUGUUUUGACAGACCCUCUCUGUUUCUCUAUAGUGUUUAAAGAGUCCGUUUCCAUCUUCAUUUAUUACAUCCGAAGCCUAAUUAGAGACCUCUGUUUGUGAGAUCUUGUUGUUUAAAUACUUACAUCAACCCUUUUACAGUCAUUAGUAGGCUCCUUUUACAUUCUAGAUGACAUAACAAACCAUAAAUGUACUUUCAUAUUGUAUUUAGAUCUGUUUAGUCAUUUGUUUGCGUGUAUGUGUAUUAAGUGCUUGCUUGCGUGUAUGUGCGUGUGUGCGUGCGUGCGUGUAUGUGGAAGGAUAAUAACAUAAUCCUUGAUUUUGUAAUGUACAAUCAAGUGGGGAUUAUUAGUGAAAUUGAGGGCUCUUCCAGAUAAAAUGAUUGUAUGUAUUCUCCUGCAUAGUUUUUUCCUUCCCUGAGGCCAAAUACACUGAACAAAAAUAUAAACACAACCUGCAACAAUUUCUAAGAUUUUACUGAGUUACAGUUCAUAUAAGG